Bacillus rossius redtenbacheri is the source of this 13652-nucleotide messenger RNA. RefSeq lists its product as uncharacterized. NCBI's taxonomy places the organism in Eukaryota, Metazoa, Arthropoda, Insecta, Phasmatodea, Bacillidae. Gene Ontology annotation, molecular function: trehalose-phosphatase activity. Gene Ontology annotation, cellular component: alpha,alpha-trehalose-phosphate synthase complex (UDP-forming); cytosol. Gene Ontology annotation, biological process: trehalose biosynthetic process. The record is from RefSeq and is a predicted model, not a curated record. The transcript has 14 exons. Bases 349 to 2763 code for a protein of 804 amino acids.
UUAACAUCAAUGGCCAUGUGCAGGACAUUGAAUGAAAUUGUUUAAUUUGUAGCUUCUGUAUGGUUGACAAGCUAGCAUUUUCGAUUUUCAGCUAAUGAAUCUAGAAAAAAGUCUAAUUUAAGUUUUGUUAAGUUGUAUACAGUUGAUAAACAAUAAUAUAGAGUUAAUCGAUGGAUUCUGAAUGCCGGGUGUCGGUUCGAUUAGGUCCGUGAAAUGUGUUAAGUGUGCAAUUAGCAAACUUUUCGUAAACAUUUAUGAAGGUCGAAGGGUGACGUAGACGAAGAGAGUUUUUUUUUUAAAGUCCUGUCGUCGUAGGUAAUAUUCUGCUAGCAAUUCAGAUAUAAAACCAUGACGUGCGUUAUGGCUAGUACCGCUAAUAUGAUAGUUGUAUCAAAUCGCUUGCCUUUUAUAUUAGUUAGGAAUCCGGAAACAGGAAAGCUGCAAAGAAAAGCAAGCGCCGGAGGGCUGGUGACUGCGGUCGCCCCGGUUGUGAUCCAGAGUAAGGGACUCUGGGUCGGCUGGCCCGGGAUACAUCUGGAGGACGAGAGCGUAGCGAUCCCGGAGUCCGAACCGGGGGACACCACGCCCACAGCGGGACUCAAGUCUGAGAAGGUAGUGAUAGUGCACGUUGAUGAGGAGUUAUUUGACUCGUAUUACAACGGAUGCUGUAACGGCAUGUUCUGGCCCCUGUUCCACUCUAUGCCGGACAGGGCAGUCUUUCAAGGCGAAAAAUGGAAGGCUUACGAAAAGGUAAACUCGCUUUUCGCCGACCAAACGGUGGAAGCUCUCCGGAGGCUCCAGCUGGACUGUUCGUCCAUCGACAAAUCGAACACGCCGCUCAUCUGGGUCCACGACUACCACCUGACGCUGGCAGCGAACGGCAUACGGCAGUCCACGAAAGAUUGUAACUUGGAGUGCAAGAUCGGAUUCUUCUUACACAUCCCCUUCCCGCCUUGGGACAUCUUUCGUCUCUGCCCGUGGGGUGAUGUGAUCCUGCAAGGGUUGCUUGGCUGCGACAUGGUGGGGUUCCACAUCGAGGACUACUGCAUGAACUUCGUGGAGUGCUGCCAGCGGCGGCUGGGCUGCCGGGUGGACCGCAAGAACUACCUGGUGGAGCACGGCGGGCGGACGGUGCGGGCGCGGGCGCUGCCCAUCGGCAUCCCGUUCGAGCGCUUCGUGCACCUGGCCCGGACCACGCCCAAGGUGGUGUUCACUAACCAGAACAUCAUACUGGGGGUCGAUCGUCUCGACUACACCAAGGGAUUGGUCCACCGACUGGGAGCGUUUGAGCUGCUGUUGGAGAGAUAUCCCGAACAUCUGGAAAAGGUGACGUUCCUGCAGAUCGCGGUGCCGUCCCGCACCGACGUCAAGGAGUACCAGGAGCUGAAGGAGGAGAUGGACCAGAUCGUGGGGCGGAUCAACGGCCGCUUCUCCACCGCCAACUGGUCUCCGAUCCGCUACAUCUACGCCUGCGUGGGCCAGGACGAGCUGGCGGCCUUCUACCGCGACGCGUCGGUGGCUCUGGUCACGCCCCUCAGGGACGGCAUGAACCUGGUGGCCAAGGAGUUCGUGGCGUGCCAGAUCAACGAGCCCCCGGGCGUCCUGGUGGUGUCGCCGUUCGCCGGCGCGUACGAGACCAUGCUGGAGGCCCUCGUCUGCAACCCGUACGAGCUGGAGGAAGCGUCCGAGGUCAUCCACAGGGCGCUGACCAUGCCAGAAGACGAGCGAACGCUGCGUAUGAACGGCUUGCGUCGUCGUGAGAAGCUGAACGACGUGAACCAGUGGGUGCGGAUGUUUUUGAAAGCCAUGGGCUGCGUGGUUGAAGGUAUGAGCGACGAUUCGUUGCCAAUCACCAUGCACCCCGUCACCCCGGACGAUUUCGACUACCUCGAGAAGUACGUGGGGCUGAACAACAAGCUGGCCCUGCUGCUGGACUACGACGGCACGCUGGCCCCCCUCGCCCCCCGCCCCGAGCUGGCCAUCCUGCCGCCCGAGACCAAGAACGUCCUGCAGCGGCUGUCCAACAUGUCGGACGUUUACAUCGCUGUUGUGUCUGGCCGCAGCGUCGACGACGUCAAGUCCAUGGUUGGUAUUGAUAGCAUCACAUACGCAGGAAACCACGGGCUGGAAAUCCUUCAUCCGGACGGCAGCACCUUCGUACACCCCAUGCCCGUGGAGUACGAGAAGAAGGUGAAAGCCGUGAUGAAGGAACUUCAGGAGAAGGUGUGCAGGGAGGGGGCGUGGGUGGAGAACAAGGGGGCGAUCCUGACCUUCCACUACCACGAGACCCCGCCCAAGCUGCGCCAGACCGUCGUGGCGGAGGCCGAGGGCAUCAUCAGGGCGGCGGGCUUCCUGGUGGGGAAGGCCCGCUACGCCCUGGAGGUGAAGCCGCCCAUCGAGUGGGACAAGGGCCGCGCCUCGCACUACAUCCUCCGCACCGUGUUCGGCGUGGACUGGAUCGAGCGGAUACGCAUCAUCUACGUGGGCGACGACGAGACGGACGAGGACGCCAUGGAGGCGCUGAAGGGCAUGGCCGUGACGUUCCGCAUCACCACGUCGCACAUCACGCACACGGUGGCCCAGCACCGGCUGCCCAGCACGGACGCCGUGCUCGCCCUGCUCAAGUGGGUGGAGCGCCACCUGGCGCAGCGCCGGGUCAAGCUCAGCGACGAGAGCCUGCUCCACACAUCCCACUCGCGGCACAGCAUCGCCGUCGAGGUGCUGUACAGCGGGCCAGAGAAGAACGGCGGCAGCUCCCAGUGAUCCGGGUCCCCCCCCCCCCCCCCGGGCCGGCGAGACACACGUCGCGUGCGUUUGAUAGCAGUCCUGCGUUACACACCACACGCACUUUCAGGGAUAUAGUUCCACCGCCAUCCUCACUUGGCUUCUGCGGAAGAAAAAUUGUCGGGAGUUGUCGACAAGACUGGUUAGCUCGUACGUGCGGGAUCAGUUUGUCUGCGUGUUUUUUUCUUUUUUUUUUUUUUUGUACGUCGGCCGUUUAAUAUUGAUGCUAGUCCUAUACAUCAUGGCUACACGUAACUUUCAUGGGAAAUAGUUCCACCGCCAAUCUCACCACCUGGCUUCUGCCGAAGGAAAAAUUGUCGGGAGUUGUCGACAAGACUGGUUAGCUCGUACGCGCUGGGUCAGUUUGUCGGCGUGUUUUUUUUUUUUUUUUUGCGUUGACCGUUUGAUUUUGAUGCUAGUCCUACACAUCGUGGCUACACAUGCAUACUUUCAUGGGAAAUAGUUCCACCAUUAUCUUGUUUUAUCUCUCCCUGAAAAAAUAAUAUGAUAAAAAGAGACUGGUUAGCUGGUAUGUGCGGAGUUUAAUUUUUUGUCACGUGUUUCUCACAUGUUAACCCUGUGUUCAGUGUUAAUUUUUACAUUAAAACUAAACCCAUUUUAUUGUUUUUCAUGUAAAUACAUAGUUCUUCGCCGUUCAAAACAUGGGAAGUAUCCCGGUUAAUUUUUGUUUGAUUUUUUUUUUGUAUCAGAAAGUGAGAAGACAUGGUUAGCUUAAAUAUGUGAUGUUAAUUUUGCAUUACAGCUAUUUUUUUUGUGAGAAUGAUGUAGCUGCCCCGUAGAUAUCAGACAGCUGGGAGCAUCGUGGGAGUUACAAUCAAAACGAGUUUACAAAAAAAUGUGAUGCAUAUAUUUUCAUAUAAUGUUUGGGCUUUGCAGUACUGCUUACUGGUUUCAAUUAAUAUUUGUACCCAAAAUUAAAAAUUAAAAUAAAUGCUUUACUAGACUUUACUUUGCAGAGUUUUUUUUUUUUAAAUUCAACGGUUUGUUGAUGUGAAUUGUUAUGCGUAGUCAAUCUAAGCUGCAGCGAAUGUCAUAAUCAGCUCUGACAGAAAAGAAAUGUGCACAUUACUUUGAAGUGUGUCAUUUUAACCGUAGAUAAACGUAGAUGUUACUGUAUUUUUGAAAAACUAGGAUUGUUGCUGUACAGAUUAAUAUGUAACAGAGACAUAUAUAUAUUUUAUGGUCAAGCUUAAAAUGACUGACAGUUGUUAAAUGGUGUAGAUGUAUUUCACAUCAAUGUUGCCUUGCAUUACUUUUUAUGUGUAAAAAUUAUUUCUAAAACCAAAAGUUGUUAAAAGUAAUUUUUAUUUAUUCAUCCCCUACCAGAUGGCAAAAAAACCAUCAUAACUUUUGUUUUUACUUUCUUACCGUUUGUUUAGUGUUUAGCUUACGUUCAUGAAAUAUUUUAGACAGUCUAUUAAGAAGGCAAAACUAAUAUUUCAAGCUGUCCUUUUACCUCAUAUUCAGAAUUUUAUGCACAAGUACCCAGUGUAUCAAUAACAACACUGGUGCUAAACACUAAAACUCUGCACACAGAACAAGUUUCGUAUUUGAAAGAAAAUAUAAUCUUGGCAGUCUUUGGUUCCCAGAAAUUUUUUUUGUUACAUAUAUUCACAUUUUAUUUUUAAAAUAUAUUUAAAACUAGAUUUGAGUUAGUGUCUUAAAGUUUACUGGAAUAUAAUGUAGUGGAAAUGUGGUAUAGGUUCAUGAUAGUUUAAGCAGUAAAUAAAAGCUUUAUGUUAAGCCAUAUUUUGUCAACGUUAUACAAUCUUUUAGACAAUGUUAUUUUAUUUUAAUCACUUACUUACACUCUCAUCUACUUGUUAUAUUUAGCCAAACUGGCAUUAAUAAGACAUCUAUUCUACGUAUAUUAGAGUAAUAUAUUGGCCUUAUGCUGUUGUUUCUUAUAUGUAACUAUUUUAUUUGUAAGUUCCCAAGGUCAGUUGUGAUUUUUCAUGAAGUCUAAAAGAAUUAUUAAUGUUAUAAAGUGUAUUGUGUGUGUAGCAAUAACCAAAUUGUGUAGAUUUUAUUUUUUUAUUUUUUCUGUUUUCUGGUUUUUUGUUAAUAUGCUAAUGACCAUUCCGGUGAGGUGAUAGAUGUUUGAAAGAUCAAACAGCUUAUAGAAACUAAGCAUUGCAGAUUCAGUCAGGAUCCGCAGCUGGUAAUAAGCAAGAUGUAAAAGUUGUCCUGUUAGUAUGAUUACGUAGUGUCUUGUCUAUAAAAGUAUACUCAAAAUAUUUCUGUUUAUUUGAAAGGAUUUCAUUAAUUUUUUUUUGGUGUUUUUUCAAUGGGAUAUAUAAUUUUUUUUUCUAGUAAGUCAGGAUACAAGAAAUAAAAUUCUCAAAUACAUAUAAAUAAUGGUUUUAUUUUUAAUUGUGUCAUCAUCUUAAGAGGCCGUGUCACAAAUUUGCGCUCCUAUCUAUAUCAAUGUUAUUUUAAAAGGCAGUUUUUCUCAAAGUCUAUAAGAGGUAGGGGCCGGAAAUUUUGCCUACUGAAAGUAUACAAUACAUUUAACAUAACCGCUUUUUUCAAAUUUAGUUAUCAUAUCAUAUAUUAUUUCUGUGAUGAAAAUAAUAUUAUCAAUAUUUUGAUUUGUCCAGAUACAUUGAAAUUUUGCUUAUAUUUAUAAUUAUUUAGCAAAAACUGAAAACGCCAUUGAAAUGUAUUGCACAUUACCUUCCGAUCAGUGUCUUCAUGAUCAUGAUGGGUUUAUAAACCUGGGUGUAAUCAAGUCUUUAACAAUUACAUGACAACAUUUAUACUUAAUAAUUUGGAGAUAUGCCUUUUCUAUCCUCAGCCCCUGAGCUUUUACUAUCUGGUCUGGCGACCGACCUGACACUCUUCAACCACCCCAGGGGUCUCCGAUUGCACAUCUUAUCAAAAAAAAAAAGCUGUUCGUUCAUUUGUUUUUGUGUUCGAGCGAAGGUUUACUUCUCCAUAAGUGCCACAGACUUCACACAUUUAUGCCAAGGGAAUAUUCCGCUGAUGUGACGCUAUACGAAUGUAUUAUUCGCGACCAUACAACUUUUUUGUUUGUCAUCGGGAAAAUGACGCCGCAGUUUGAUUUUUUGUGGUGAUAUAAAAUAAAUUUUCUUGCUAGGGAAUGUUCAUUUUGAAUUGAGCAUUUUUAAAUGUCAGCGUAGAAUAUGCUUAUCUGCCCAUUUUGUUUCUUUCCAUAAUAAUGAGUAAAGUUAACAUUGUCAUAGACAUUUUAUUAUAUUCGUUUGCCGUCCAAGUACAAAUGUCACACUAUAUCGCACGUAAUUCUAUUUUUUACUAAUUUGUUAGUUGUCAUUUUAUUUAAGUUAUAAAUAACAGUAAUAAAAAUUAUUACUUAAUAGUCCAGAAUAGAGAUUGAGUUAUUAUUCAUUUAAUAGGAGUUUAAAAUAUGGUACUACAUACAUAUUUAUAUUAUCUUGUUGUCUUCUUUGUAACUUUACUGGAAGAAUGGCAUUUGGUAUGUAUGUUAACUCACAAUGAAAAUACUUCAGAAGUACUCAAUUAACAGUGAACAACCUAGGGCCUAUACUAAUUUCAUUAUGUUCAUGAAAUAUAAUUGAUAUUACUAAUAAUGAACUGUAUGUGUUUUGCGUAGAGAUAUCGUACGAACUGUAUGUGGUACAGACCAACAUUAGCUAAGACUCUGUAAAUAAGUAAUUUCAGUUAAUGUGUAGAGAAUAUUAAAAGUUAGAAAUAAUGAUAUAUAUAUAAAACAAUGCAGAGUAAUCAGCAUAAAAAUAGAAGUUGUUUUUACGUAGCGCCUACUGGAAUGUAUAUUUUGUGUUGAAUUAUGUGGUAUGAUUAGUAUUCUCUUAUUGUAAGAUGUGUUUUGUUAAAAUCUUAUAAAACAUCACUUACUGUUGAAGGAUUUUCAUUUUUUUUUGUGAUGAUCUUACUUAAACAAGUUUUAAUUAUAUUACACAUGUAUAUUUUAAAAGCAUUUUAAUGUAUACUUAUAGAAUUGUAAUAGGCUUUAUACGGACUCUCACGAUGCAUGUGAGCAUCUAUAAUUAAUAGAGACCGGAAAAAUUCGCGGAUUCAUUCGGCGAUAGGCUAGAAGUCAAAUACAUAUACCUUUUAGAUGAUUUUGCUAUUGGCUUACUGUUCAUCUGGACGAAUCUCAACCAAUUAUAAAACACCAACCAAAGAGGGAUCGAAUCACAGACAAACAAGCUGAGACGACUAACAAGUCAGCAGCAAAUGAACUGCCGUUAUUUGCCCGAGUGUACAGGGGAAUGUGCAGUCUAUCCUGAAGGCCGUCGAAACCGCGAAUUUUUCCGGUCCCUAAUCUACAUCAAUAUUAUGGCCGUUUCACAAGAUCAAAUAUUUAUUGAAUUCAAUCUGUUGCAUUCAUUGUACAUGAUUUUCGAUAUGUACAUUGAAUUCAAUACAAAUUGAAGAUGUUACUCAACUAAGCUUAUUCUUAUUAACUUAUAAGUAUUUUGUUUGUUCAGUACAUAAAAGUAAAAGAUUCGUUAUUAUUUAAAUAAUGAGCAUCUUUAAGCAAUAACGUUUUCAAAAUAUUUACUUAAACAUAAUGGAAUAUAUUUUUUAAAUACUUUAUAUCUACGAUCACAUCAACGGCAGUAUUAUGUAAUCAAUGAGGUAAUGAAAUAUCCUGAAAGGAUAUUUUCUUCUCUGUAAAGUAAAUUUGUAAUGCAGCCCUCUUAAUGUUAGUCUUGUGAGUUAUUUCGUCUUCUAAUAUGCUACAGCAAUGUAUAAAAUUAAGUUUUGUUAGUGUUUUAGUCUUGUGUAAUGUGAUAAAUUCAAUAUUUUUUUUGUAUGUUCGUAUUCAUAAAGGUAGGCUACAUAUCGUAUUAAGAUAAAUAGUAAUAUUUGUAAAUUUAAAUUCUUUGAAACAACGUCGAUAAGAGGUUCACCUACCUCUGUUAAACUGUAUGAUGGUGCAUUGUAAAAAAUUAGGUAGUCUGACUUAAGUGAGAUUGUAUUUAGAUUGUGUGUGAUGCAUAUGCAAUAUCUAAGCAUAUGCAUUUAUGUUAUUAUCCUUUUAAAACGUUACAUGAUGAAUUUCGUAUACUUUUUAAUGUCAACUAACAUUAUUUUUCACGGACUAUUACAUCCAGAUAAAGAAUAAUUACCACAUGUUUGAAGAUUAAUUGUAUUCCGAUACGUUUAAAGUAUUAAAAUUUUUAGUUUUAGAUACGACUCAUACUACAUUUGUUAAAGUGAGGUUUCUUGAUUCUGAAUCCCUGCAUCUGCAAUUUCCUAGUGAGCCGCCGGUCAGAUUGUCAUCCUCUCAGAUUGUCGAGGAACCAGAUACAUUUUUCGUCGAGUAAACUCGAGCUGUCAACCUUCCCACUAAUCCUGUGAUAAGGGUAUAGUAGCUUUAUCACGCGCUGCGGCUACAGUUCCUUCGGUUGAAAAAGCCACUAAAUCUCACUGUUAAAAGAGAGAACUUCUAGAGCAGAAUAUUGGAAAUAAACAUUUACUGACACGGCCUCUUAAGUAUUGAAUUUACGGGUAACAAAGGAAAUAAAAUUGUAUGACUUAUCAUUUUAUAAUAAUUAUGUUUGUUCCAAACGAACUGUGAAACUGAACCUUGUAUAUUUUGUAAUAUUUCCGUUUCAUAAAUAUGGAAGUUGUAACAUUAAACUUUGGUGUAUCAAAAAAACAGAUAUGUACUAAAAAAAUUUUUUAAUGUAACCAUUAAGAUUGAAUAUACAGUAGACUCCUGAUUAUCCGAGGUAAUAUCUGGCAAGGGGUCCACAGAUAACCUAAAUACACGGUUAAUUUAAAAAUAAAAAAAAAACCCUUGUCCAAAAAAUUUUUUAUCCUGACUAUCAAGACAAAUACUGUAACACCCGCCUCUCGAAGUAAUGCCUUAAUUUGUUCCAGUAAAAUAGAGCGCUUACAAAGCAGCGCUCAUCAAAUAAGUUUUUUUUUUCCAUAAGAUAAUAUUUUAAUCAAGACACUAUUCCCAUUAAAAUUAAUUUACGGUACUAAUACAUGUUGAUACAUUUGAAGUACAUUCAAAUAAAUGUUGAAUAACUUUUGAGAUUAAACAACCUAAAAAUAAAUUUCAAAUUUCACGUACCGCAUUGUUUACAUAAUAGGCACUACUAACAUUUCUGAGUUACAAAAUAAUGAUGUGAUUGAGGUAGGAGAUAUUUUUUAGUUAUAAUAAGAUCUAAAAAAAAAAAAAAAAAAAAAAAAAAAAAGUGAAAAACUUAACUUUUUCUAUUAUUAGAGAGAAUAUUUAGCCUGUUAACAUAAUUCCUGACUGUUGUUUAAUAAAUGUGUUUCUGCCAUGAUUUGCCACUAGCACAUCCUAGUACGCGUCAGAUAAACUACAAGCGAGAUGGCGGAGUAUAUAUGUUGUCUGAACAUUCUGGGUGUCUUCGGAAAUAAAUAUUCCGUGAAGGAAGCAAAUAGCUAUUGAAGAAACAGCAAAAUAGUGUUUGUUGAUGAUUUGUCACAUGUUUUCAUUGUAUUACUAAUUCAUUGCGUUGUAUUUAAUGUAACACGCGUGGCGUUGUCAUUGUGCGUGCACGGAAAUAAAGUGUCAAAAAGUAUUUUUGUAUUUAUGGUUUAUGGAAGUGAAUUGAAGGCAUGGUUAAUCUGCAUGCAGGACAAAUCGCACCCGAAUAAUCAAAAGUCUACUGUACAUUUUUUUAAUCCAUUUUAGCUUUGGAUGGAAAAUGUAUUUUGUUUGGCAGUUAUAAAUUUUUUUUUUAAAUUUUGCCAACAAUACCUUGAUGCUUAAUGCCAUACUGUAUUUACAAGCAUGUGGAUCACACAAUUUAUGUCAAUUUUUAGAUUUAAAAAUUUGGUGCAACCCUUAUGCAAGUAUCCCACUUUGGUUAAAAAAAAUUACAUUUUCCGAUUGCUGUGUGCCGUUGAUUAUGUGCGUAAAUAAGUUUCUUGAGUUGAGUUUUGAUAAUAUACAUUGAAACUCUGUGAAGACGUGUUUCGUGGGUGCGUGUGUGUGCGCGCAUGUGUGUGCAUACACGGUGAAUGGUAGGACAAUAACUGCACUGAUCGUGUAGCUUUACUAUACUGCAGAUAUUUUAAUUAAUUAAUUAAAUUAGAAAAAUUAUUCUUAUAUGUGAAGUUUUAUUUAUUAGAAACCAACAUAAGCUAGUUAUUUAUGGACAUAUCCAAUCAUAUAGUGCAAGGUUAUUAUUAUUAUUAUUAUUUAACAAAAAGUAAAAAAGUAAAAAAGUAAAAAAAGUCUAAAAAUGAACAUACAACUGCGACGUGGGUAAACACGGUAAUGAAACAGCUCCGAUAAAAGCAAAAAAGACUUGAAAAAAUACAUUACCCCAGCUUUGGACCCGAUUUUUGACAAGGAAUUUUUUUUAAAUAUUUCCCAACUUGUUCAAAUUAAUCAAACAGUUGUUACUAUAAAGUUUUUGUUUAGCUUUGUGAACUUUCAGUUCACGGCAUCCGCCACAGAUGGCUGCACUGUGGUCAGUGGUCACACAUUUCCAUUUCACGCAACUUCCGCCCCAUUCAAGAAAUUACUCCUACCAAAAAUGCUGAAUACAAAGAUUUAAGAUGUUAACACAACAGAAAAAAUUUUGAUGGAGUUGUUAUCCGAACCAGUAGGUAACUGGCUUUGGUGAGGAAGAGAGAGUGGUACACUAUGGAGUCACGGAAAAGUUUAAUUCAAGGCCCCUGUCCACCCUGGCGCACAAUACGGUGGGCGGAGCUUCAGGAAAAAACCCCACGAGAUUUGAAAACUGCUCGAUAUAUCCGAGUGGGGCCUUUUUACGAUAAGCAAUUAAUAAUACUCUUAGGUCAGAUGAAAAGUUCUGUUUCUAAACUAAAUUUUUAGAAGUGUAGAAAUUUUUUAUAAUGUGUUAAUUUUUAUGAAUGAUACAUUGGGUAAAGAUUUAUUGAAAGCACUCUAGGGACUUUCAUUCCACCUUUCAGAUCUCUUGUAUCAAGGCAUCGCACAAAUGUUACCACAUAUUUUCAGGUGAAAUAAUUUAUUUUAAUUCAAUUAUAAAAGUAUGUACAGUGUCAUCAUUUAUUUCAGAUUUGAGAUUGGGCACACUAAGCUUUAUUGCAUGUGAACACACACGAGACAAAUUCGAAAAUCCCUUGAAUAAACCUGGAUUUUGAUAUUCUCAAGAGAUUGGUCAACCUGUAAUUUCUUUCAAAAUGAGCAAAAAUGAAGAAAUUUCCUUCAAAACGGAUUUAGGUGAAUGGUCUUCACUUAAAAUAAAAACUUAAGUUUUUACAAGUAUUAUCAACACCAUAAAAAUAUUCAGUUUCCCUGUGUACUAUUGAACUUAAAGUAGUUUUCAUAGAAAAUCUCUAUUCUACAAGGUUUUGUUAAAAAUGUGAAGUAAAAUUUUUUUAUACUAGAUGUAGUCAUUGAAAUAGCUCAUAUAAAAAAAAUAAUUUUACAAGGAGUCUAAAUCAUCAAUAACUUUUUUUGUUUAUCACGGAAAACAAAUUUUCUUAAUAUUACUAUACAGCAGAGGUUCCCAAAGUUAUUUGGGUUCCGCGAGUCAGGACGAAUGUCAUAUAAAGCGGGCACAAUUAUUUUCAAAUAACUUCCUUUGAAGGAGUUGAGGUUCCACCAAAAGAAAAGUCGAUAAAAAAAAUUGGAACCGCUGGUAUAUAGGGGUGGCUUUUUUUUUUUUUUUUUUUUUUUUUUUUUUAAUUAAUUUUAAAAACUAUGUCAUUUAGGGCCUAAGUUUAGGGGUUUGUGAAAAUGUCUAAUUCAUUUUGUAGUGUAGCGUGAAAAGAAGAGUGAAAUCAGAUGUGGAAUUUGCAAAUUUAAAAAUUUAUUCAAUACUGAUGUUUACCUUAUGAAGGUAGGUUUUAGUAGUCAUUUUACCUUUAUUCUGUUGGGAAGCUUUGCUUUUGGUGUUAAUGUCGUCUUAUUUUUAUAUGGUUUCAGAUUUUCUGUUUGGGAGUGAGAAAAGCAAGGUUUAACCAACCUGAAACACAACCCCCCCCCCCCCCUUUUUUUUUUUCCUCCUCUGUGAUUGCUAAUUAUUUUGAAGUACAUAUAAUUUCAUCACGUGAUUAUGUUCUCGAUCGUAAAUUCUUGAGGAUAUUUUUAAUUUUUUUUUUUUAAAUGGAAAACUGGUCCAUCUCUCUGUUAGUGUAGCUCUCAAAAAUGCUUACUCUGAUAAGAGAAGUAAGCAUAUGUGAUAAGUCUUCCACUGUCUCAACUGAAUUUUAAGUGACAUUUAAAAAGUUAUGUUUGUAAUCUUCUAAACAUUCGCUUACAAUUUAUUUGUCGGAAGCCAUUAAUUAUUUUCAGCAUUAUUGCUGAACUCAAGUAUUAUUAAACUUGGCUGCCUUAUCCAAUUGUUUCACAGAUUCAUGCAAUAUCAGUUGGAAGCCCACAGAAUAAUACCUCUGGCCUAAUAAUUUGCGGUGGUUGAAUCUGCCUUUUGUUUUGGCUAAAUAAUUACAGUGUGUCACUGUAAUUUUCAAACAAUUUAUGCAAGACCAAAAUUGACCAAGAGAGUAUUGUAAUGCAUUUCUAUCUUUCUGCAAAAGUAAUUACGUGAAACAGAAAAUAUUUUUGUGUUGCUUUUUUUUUUUUUUUUUUCUUUAAUGAUUUCAAAACCGUUUCAAAUACUGCAUACGUCAAUCUCACGGAUAACACAUUGACAUAAUAUACGUUGUACAGACAUGUAGCUGUCAUUUUGAAAGUUGCGCAUUUUAAAAUUAGGUUUAAUGCUGGCUUAUGGUUUCGAAAGUAAAGGUAACACUUUAAAAUACAGUGUCUGCUAGUUUUUUUUUUGUCCCUCAUUAAUUAUAUCUAGCCAAUACAUAAAUUACUCUACAGCAACAUUGUAAUACGAAAAAAAACAUUGAGUGGUGUGUUUGCACGUUAUGUAGUGUGAUAGUUUAAUCAAUAGGUUGUUUGGUGAAGUUAAAAAGCAACUUGUGUUUAAUUACAUAUAUUUAAUAGAACUUAAUUUGAAGGCUUAGGGGUGUGUGGGUGUUAAAGAUUAUUAGUGUAGCGAGAAGUGUACGAGGCAUUUAAUUGUGCGUUCAGAAGAAUCAUUGGCCGUGCAUCCCACACUAACAACCGACGCCAAAACAAACAUUCAACCUCAAAAUUAUUCAGAACGUUGCAAAUUUUACCAAGGUUGAGAACCAUUCGGAAGUUUUGGUAAAGAACAGGUUCUCAGACUGUUUAAACCCUAAACCUAAAUCCACCCUAAAAUUAAAAUGACGCUUCUGCAUCAUGAAUCAACCUUUGGAAACCCCUGGCUCUUUGAAAGUCAUGGGUGGAAAAAUUGUUAAAACACCAGUUUUCGAUUUGCCAAUUAGGAAUGCUAUAUUUUACAUCUUUAGCGGUGUCAAUUCAAGUAGCACAAGAACACAGUCAUUGCAAAUGUUUUAUUAUCUCUCUUAUGGACAUUCAGAAAAGUCUCUUUUAUGCUAAACAAAAGAGGAUGAAUAUGAACUAACACUAUUCUUCUAAUAUUGUGGAUGUUUUUGUGCUGGGCAUUUCUGUAAACGUUCCUAACUUACAUUGGAAAUUAAUCAGCUUCAUUGUGUAAGUUUCACACUGUAGUGUUAAUCUGUUACUAGUAGUGCUAUUGUUGCUGUAAAAUGUUUAAUAAAAGUGAUUUUUAUUUGUUCUGUGUAUUAUGUAAUGUACUAAAGUAGGUUUUUUUUUUUUUUCAGUUGUGCAUUUGUGCUUGUAGAUUAGUGAAAGUAAUUUUUAGUUAAAUUCUGGAACCAGUAAGACUGGGAAUUAAGUAUGAAUAGACAAAAAUGGUUUGAAUAAUUAUAUCCAUUGUAUGGAAUGCUGAUAAUUAUUAUGUAAGACAGUUUUGUUGAAUUUUUAGUGUUAUAUGUAUGAUACCAAUUGAACAAAUAAUAAAAUGGACUGUAUAUGUUGA